AAAGAAAGACAGAAGGGGGAGACGCGCAAACUAGGAAGUCUGCAACUUUUCCCGGAUAGCGUAACGUGGGACGGGAAAUAGGGUGACCUACCGGAGGGGGGGAAAAAAAUCAUUUUGAAGGUGCGCAUCUGGGAGACGCGGAUGACUAAGAACCGUCACGGUGCAAACUUUAUUCAUCGCUCACUUAUUGAAAGCCCGUCAGAUUGAUCUUGGAGGCGAAAUACCGAGGAGGACAUCAUGCCAAGGAGGACCGUGCAAGAAGUGACCGUGCAAGAUGUUCAAAAACGGAGAAACCCCAGCAAACAUUAUGUUUACAUCAUCAAAGUUUCCUGGACCGAUGGCAGCACCGAACUCAUUUACAGACGCUACAGCAAGUUUUUUGACCUGCAGAUGGAGCUGUUGGAUAAAUUCCCAGUGGAAGGAGGUCAGAAGGACCCCAAGCGAAGGAUCAUCCCGUUUCUACCGGGGAAGAUCCUGUUCCGGAGGAGUCAUAUCAGAGAUGUGGCAAUGAAAAGGCUAAGGCCCAUCAAUGAGUACUGCAGGGCCCUCAUCCAGCUGCCAGUCUACAUCUCACAAUGCGAGGAAGUCAGAGUAUUUUUCGAGACCAGACCCGAAGACCUCAAUCCACCCAAGGAGGAACCAGCAGGAAAGAAGAAACCAGUUUUCUUCUCCGUUCAUUUUCCUUUCCAUCAGGGUUUGCGGAGAGAGCGACCACUAUCCUAAAGCGAGGAGACAGCAAUUCAGCUGACCCGCUCCUUUUGGACCAGUUUGUAGCAGUAACAGACUACGAGAAGCAGGAAAGCUCCGAGAUCAGUCUCCGGGUGGGUCAGGUGGUGGAGGUCAUUGAGAAAAACGAGUCAGGCUGGUGGUUCGUGAGUUCAGAGGACGCCCAGGGCUGGGUUCCUGCCACCUGCCUGGAGGCCCAAGAUGACCCUGAUGACUUCUCUAUUCCAGGAGAGGAAGCACCUCGGAGAUUCUGGUCUUUGCCGAGGCACGUGGGCCGCCGUCGAACUUUAGGGGAUCUUUUCAGCACGGGCUUUGGGCAAGAGGAAAAAUAUUCUGUGGUUUAUCCGUAUUCGGCACGGGACGAAGAUGAGAUCGACUUGGAGAGAGGAAUGAUUGUGGAGGUCCUUCAGAAAAAUUUAGAGGGCUGGUGGAAGAUCAGGUACCAGGGACGCGAGGGCUGGGCCCCAGCUUCCUACUUGAAGAAGACUGACAUUCAAAGCCAGAAGCAGGCAGCGGGCGGCGCCACACACGCCAGCGCCAACGACCUGGACGGAUUCUCCAAACAGAGCCAGCCGACCCGUGAGAACCGAGACGGCAAUCAGAAAGAAAACAGACUCUCGUUCUUUUCCGAGAACAAAAAAUUCGGUUUAAGACAGAGACCUCCUCCACGCAGGGAUCUUUCUAUCCCACGUGGUACAAAUCUUCCCAAGCCGCCCGGUCCUCCGCAAGUCGAGGAAGAGUUCUACACAAUAGCGGACUUCCAGACCACCAUCCCCGAUGGGAUUAGCUUCCAGGCUGGAGUAAAAGUGGAGGUGAUUGAGAAGAAUGGCAGCGGCUGGUGGUACAUUCAAAUAGAUGAGCAAGAAGGUUGGGCCCCGGCUACGUUUAUUGAAAAGUACAAGAAGACAAGUAAUGCUUUGCGGCCCAAUUUCCUGGCGCCGCUACCUAAUGAGAUGGAGAAGCUGCGACUGGAGGACAGCGGUUCUUCAAAUGCCCCGGCCAAAGAUGAUAGCUGGUCUAAGCCUUUACCGGAUGAGCCCUCCGGAGUCCCUGAAUCCUGUACCAGAGUCAAGCUUAGAGACUGGAAGUCCGGUGCUACCAAGUCUACCUUCUCCGGCCCACUGCCUCCAGCCCCUGUAGCCCCGCCUGAUGACAAACCAGCUCUACCCCCGCGAAGAGAGUCCAUCAAUAAGAGUUUGGACUUAGAGGUGGCAGAGAAACCGGCCAGACCAGAUCACGCCAAGCCUUUGCCCCCCAAACCACCAACUCCCGGAGUCAUCAUGCCAAAGGCGGCACCUUUCAAACAAGACAAAACACCAGAAGCAAAGAAAGAGGACAAGAGCAAAGCGCUUCAUCUUCGUAAUGAAAUGGGUCUGGAAUGUGGUCAUAAGGUCUCUGCCAAAGAAGUCAAGAAGUUUAACCUGAAGCCGGUACCCAAGCAGCCACCCAAACCCAAGGCCGAAGUUACGGAGGAGAAACCAGAGGCAGCUUCUCCGGCGGUAUUCAUGAAGCCAAAGCCUGUGAUCCGACCUAAGCCCGUUCCAGCCGCGAAGCCGGACCAAGCAGCAGAGACCAAAGUCGACAUCACCAACCUGAGAAGUAAGCUGAGGCCUUCAAAACCCGUGGACCCCGCUUCAGGGGAGGUCAACCAUCACAACGAUGCCCCGGCGGUCCUUCCGAGCGCACCGCCCUUUCACAUCGCAUCUCUGAAUAACGGCAAGAAUUGUGACGAACAGAAAUUCCCCCCUAAACACGUGAACGGCCAUAGUCGCGAGAGCUCGCCACCUUCUGCAAAACCAGCAGUCCCUCCCCACAAGGAGCCCCCUCUGAGACCCCCGGGUUUAGCUCCAAGAAGACCUCCUCCUCCAAAGAAAACAACCCCUUCCAGCCCAACUGAGAUCAGAUCAGCAUCGGCUUUAAAAGACACUCAAGAUCCUCCUAAAAGUGGACCACAACUCAACAGACCCCCGCCCCCUAAACCAAAGGGCUUUCCUCCGCCUAUCCAAAGCAAAGAAAAAGAAGAAUCCAAGGGGAACAAAAUUGCAAAUCCCCCAAAGCCCCAAGUGAAGAGCGACAAGCCCGGCCCGCCCAGAGACAAGCUCCCACCUUUGCUGAAGGAGUCCAGUAAGGACGAGCUAUAUCUGGCCGUGGCGGACUUCGAUGGCGACGACCCGUCGUCCACCUUCAAGGUGGGGACGCUCUUUGAGGUCCUGGAGAAGAACACCAGCGGCUGGUGGUUCUGCAAGAACAUAGGAGAAGAUGUUGAGGGCUGGAUCCCUUCAAAUUACUUGAGCAAGAAACCUUGAGGCACUCAGACGCAAUACUGUAGAUUAAAAAAAAAAAAUCACUAUGUAGCUAAUAUUCAUUUUUAAUUUAUAGGUACAGUUUUUGGUUACAGGUUACAGGUAACCACGCUUUCUCUAAUAGUAAAGCCUCUACAUAUGCAGAAAUACACCAACAAACAAUGUGUCCUAAAUAGUGUCAAAAUAAUAAUAAUAGCAAAGGAGGCGGGGUGUUAUACAAUAAUCCUAUAUAGUUAUUAUAAUAAAAAUAUUUUGUAAUAAACGUGAAAAUCAAAACAUAUACCGGCCGCUAUCUGAGAAAAUGGCAGAAUUUGAAAUGUUUAGCACAUCAUAAUUGCAACAAAAAAAAAGGUCUGACCAAUGUACAGUACAAAAUAUUGUUUUGCAACAAGGCUUGACUGGUCUCAAGCGUGGUCAGUGUAUCAAAAAUAUUUUCUAUUGUAGAGAAUAUCUUAAAUGUCUGUCACUUUUUUUCCCAUUUAUUGUGCAUCUUUUGUUUACCGAUGAAGGGACUAGCAAGAGGAAAGGAGUGAGAUUAACGAGGAAGGUGGCUGAUAGGUGAUCUGGUUUGGAUCGAAUGCAUUCUAUGGUUAUCAUCACGAAGCAAAGUAGGAAAAAUAAAAAUUUGUAGACAAUCCGACAAGACUUAAAUAUUGAGUCGCUAUGUUCAUUUGAUACACAAUGAUGAGUGUGAGGGAAGUUAGGUGCAGAAGAUAAAAGGUAAACGUAUGGUUCGGUGAUGUCAUCAUGGCAGUAUUGUGGUUUGUCCUUUUUUAUUAUUACAUUGAAUUUAAGUCAAUAAACAUUUCUUUUUUUUCCAUUCUGGUGGUUUUAUUUGUUACGAGUAUCACAAUUUUCAUUGUUUUUUUAAAAGAGUCACAAGGAUGAGAAUUGUGAGGAAAGACAAUAUUUCUCUGUAGUGUAGUUUCAAGUAAUUUGGACUCAUGAAGUUGUGCACUUGUUUCUUUUCAAUAUUUUAACUUGCAGGCUUUUAUACACUGACAUCAUCUGGUGAAACGCUUCAAAAGAAUUUGAUGAUGUUUCAAGUCGCAUAGAACACAUCUUUUUUAUGUUCCUAGAUAAAUGAAUAUCUACAGGAAUAAGAGUUUUAAGGAAAAUUAUCUGUACUUGUAAUAAUAAUAUAGGCAAGAAAGGUCUAUUUUAGAUCUUUGUGAUUUAGAACUUGGUACAACAGCGCUACCAUCUGGUGAAAUUAUAUAUAUUAUUUUAAGAAACUGUACUGCUCAUCAGUAAAUAUUAAAUGUAGCCAAGAAUAAAUAGAUUGAAUUCCUUAAUUGAUUGAACAGCCUCCUGUCACAGUCCAAAUAUUAGAAAAAUCUGCAUUUAUUUGAUAUUUACAACAGUGGUUCCUCGUGAUACAGUAUCAAUCACACUCACAAGCCUCCAUACAUUUGACGUUAUGCAACCUGAGGCAGAGAGGAAGACCUAAAGGGACCCAGUUACCUCAAUCAGGAAAGAACCUUUAAUGACCAAGAGAGCGGAAUUAAAAUGUACCUAAAUGCUGAUUUAAUAUACAGUUGUAAGGCAAAAAAAAAAAGUCAGCAUAAAUAAUUUGUGGUCCCUUGAAAACUAAUUAUUUCCCUCCUCAGUGCCAAGGAAGGCCAACAAAAAAUAAACCUCUGAGCUCUGACAAGUAAUAUUGCACUUCGGUUAGCAUGCAGCUUAGCUACUGCAACAAUUAAACACCCAAAAGGUCGUGUUUUAAAUCCAUCAACUGACACACAGUAUUUCAUUUUGGCUUUGUCACUUUCCAUCCAGUGUGGCUGAUUUCUACAGUAACACAAUCACUCCCCAUGUGUUAAAAUGAAUUAUAAUUAAAAAGAAAAAAAAAA
Syngnathus acus (greater pipefish) is the source of this 4882-nucleotide messenger RNA. RefSeq names its product SH3 and PX domains 2B (gene sh3pxd2b). The coding region runs from base 576 to 3032 and encodes 818 amino acids. Gene Ontology annotation, molecular function: phosphatidylinositol binding; protein binding; superoxide-generating NADPH oxidase activator activity. Gene Ontology annotation, cellular component: cytoplasm. Lineage: Eukaryota; Metazoa; Chordata; Actinopteri; Syngnathiformes; Syngnathidae. The record is from RefSeq and is a predicted model, not a curated record. Gene Ontology annotation, biological process: superoxide anion generation. The transcript has 15 exons.